AUGGCGACUUCAUCGAAACGAGUUGCUAAUCAGCAACAGCAACAAUCAGUACCAGAAGACGACGACUACGAUGAAUAUAUUUAUUAUCCAUACUAUCCAAAAUCACGACCAGACGGUGGCUAUGAAUAUGUACAAGAGCCAAAUAAAUCUGAUGGUCAUGAAAAAUCAACACAACACUACUAUGACGAAAAUGUACCGAAUAAUUCCACGCAUAAUCAAAGAACAUUAUUAGUUCAAUAA
Molecule: messenger RNA, 240 nt
Organism: Rotaria socialis
Lineage: Eukaryota; Metazoa; Rotifera; Eurotatoria; Philodinida; Philodinidae
Source: the annotation of a GenBank genome assembly